This is a messenger RNA of Eriocheir sinensis (Chinese mitten crab), 4724 nucleotides long. RefSeq names its product alpha-actinin, sarcomeric-like (gene Actn). The record is from RefSeq and is a predicted model, not a curated record. The coding region runs from base 124 to 2799 and encodes 891 amino acids. Gene Ontology annotation, biological process: muscle cell development; actin cytoskeleton organization. Gene Ontology annotation, molecular function: actin filament binding; calcium ion binding. Gene Ontology annotation, cellular component: plasma membrane; cortical actin cytoskeleton; cell projection. The transcript is spliced from 17 exons. NCBI's taxonomy places the organism in Eukaryota, Metazoa, Arthropoda, Malacostraca, Decapoda, Varunidae.
CGAGGUCAGUGCUGUGCCGCGCGAGCUCCUGGACAGGGUGGACCUCGCCGCUCCCGGGUGGUGGUGGUGUUGCUAGCGUUGAGAAAGAAAGAGUGAGUGUGGUUCCUCCCUGACACGUGCACCAUGGAGUACCAAAACGACCAGCAGGAGUACAUGGAGCCCGAGGAGGAGUGGGAGCGGGAAGGGCUUUUGGACCCCGCCUGGGAGAAGCAACAGAAAAAGACCUUCACUGCCUGGUGCAACUCACACCUGCGGAAGGCGGGCACCCUCAUCGAGAGCAUCGAGGAGGAGUUCAGGAAUGGCCUCAAGCUCAUGCUGCUGCUGGAGGUCAUCUCCGGCGAGACUCUCCCUAAGCCAGACCGCGGCAAGAUGAGGUUCCACAAGAUCGCCAACGUCAACAAAGCUCUCGACUUCAUCGCCAGCAAGGGAGUCAAGCUCGUCUCCAUCGGCGCUGAAGAGAUCGUGGAUGGCAACCUUAAGAUGACUCUGGGUAUGAUCUGGACCAUCAUCCUGCGCUUCGCCAUCCAGGACAUCAGCGUGGAGGAGAUGACGGCCAAGGAGGGGCUGCUGCUCUGGUGCCAGCGCAAGACGGCGCCCUACAAGAACGUCAAUGUUCAGAACUUCCACACGUCCUUCAAGGAUGGCUUGGCCUUCUGUGCGCUCAUCCACCGACACAGGCCAGACCUGCUUGACUACUCCCAGCUCUCCAAGGACGACCCUCUGCACAACCUCAACCUGGCCUUCGACAUUGCAGAGAAGCACCUCGAUAUCCCCAGGAUGUUGGACCCUGAUGACCUGGUCAACACCCCGAAGGCCGACGAGAGGGCCAUUAUGACCUACGUCUCUUGCUACUAUCAUGCCUUCCAGGGGGCUCAGCAGGCGGAGAUGGCUGCCAACCGCAUCUGCAAGGUCCUCAAGGUCAACCAGGAGAACGAGAGGCUGAUGGAGGAGUACGAGCGCCUCACCUCCGACCUGCUGGAAUGGAUCCGCCGCACCCUGCCUUGGCUCCAGGCCCGCCAGCCCGACAACACCCUGGCUGACCUGCAGAAGAAGCUGGAGGAGUACCGCCUCUACCGCCGCAACCAUAAGCCCCCGCGUGUGGAGCAGAAGGCCCGUCUGGAGACCAACUUCAACACCCUCCAGACUAAGCUGAGGCUGUCCAACCGCCCGGCCUACCUGCCCUCCGAGGGAAAGAGCGUCACAGACAUCGCCAACGCCUGGAAGAACCUCGAGGGUUGUGAGAAGUCCUUUGAGGAAUGGCUGCUGUCUGAGAUGAUGAGGCUGGAGAGGCUGGAGCAUCUGGCCAAGAAGUUCAAGCACAAAGCACAGAUCCACGAGAGCUGGACCCAGGGCAAGGAGGAGAUGCUCAAGAGCCAGGACUUCCGCCACUGCAAGCUGAACGAACUCAAGGCUCUCAAGAAGAAGCACGAGGCCUUUGAGAGUGACCUUGCAGCCCACCAGGACCGCGUUGAGCAGAUCGCAGCCAUCGCACAGGAGCUCAACGCCCUCGACUACUAUGACUCGGCCACCAUCAACACCCGCUGCCAGUCCAUCUGCGACCAGUGGGACCGUCUCGGCACCCUCACCACCUCUCGCCGCAAUGCACUCGAGGAGACUGAGAAGCUGCUGGAGAAGAUCGACCAACUGCAUCUGGAGUUUGCCAAGAGAGCAGCACCCUUCAACAACUGGCUGGACGGAGCUUGUGAGGACCUGGUGGACAUGUUCAUCGUGCACACCAUCGAGGAGAUCCAGGGACUCAUCGACGCCCACAACCAGUUCAAGGCCACGCUGGGGGAGGCCGACAAGGAGUACCAGGCCAUCACUACCCUGGUCACUGAAGUCCAGCACACCGCCCAGAAGUACCAGAUCCCCGGCGCCCUGGACAACCCCUACACGACCCUCACAGCACAGGUCAUCACCAACAAGUGGGGAGAGGUGCGCAAGCUUGUGCCCCAGCGUGAUGCUACCCUGCAGGCUGAACUCAAGAAGCAACAGAACAACGAAAGUCUUCGCCGCCAGUUUGCCGAGAAGGCCAAUGGUGUCGGCCCAUGGAUAGAGAAGCAGAUGGAUGCUGUUGCUGCUAUUGGAAUGGGCAUGCAUGGCUCAGUGUUGGAGGACCAGCUGAACCGCCUCAAGGACUACGAGAACGCUGUCAUCGGCAACAAGGCAAUCAUGGAUGAGAUGGAGAAGAUCCACCAGUCCGUGCAGGAGUCUAUGGUGUUUGAGAACAGGUACACCCAGUACACCAUGGAAACCCUGCGUGUGGGCUGGGAGCAGCUUCUCACCUCCAUCAACCGCACCAUCAACGAGGUGGAGAACCAGAUCCUGACUAGGGACUCCAAGGGCAUCAGCCAGGAGCAGCUCAACGAAUUCCGCUCCUCCUUCAACCACUUCGACAAGAACAGGUGCGGACGGUUGACUCCUGAUGAGUUCAAGUCUUGCCUCAUCUCUCUGGGCUACUCCAUCGGCAAGGACAGGCAGGGCGAGAUUGACUUCCAGCGCAUCAGCAGCAUCGUGGAUCCCAACACCACCGGCUACAUCCAAUUCGACGCCUUCCUGGACUUCAUGACGAGGGAGAAUGUGGACUCCGACACGGCAGAACAGGUCAUUGACUCCUUCAGGAUCCUGGCUGGGGACAAGCCUUACAUCCUGCCCGAGGAGCUGCAGAGGGAGCUUCCACCAGACCAGGCCGAGUACUGCAUCCAGCGUAUGCAGCCCUACAGCGGCCCCAAUGCCCCCAGGGAUGCUCUCGACUACAUGUCCUUCUCAACAUCCCUCUACGGCGAGAGUGACCUGUAAACCCCCCGACCCAGCCUGAUGUGACCCGCCGCUUCCGUCACCAUCCUGCCAGAGAGGGUAGUGAAGAAAAAGGCUCUGCUAGAUAUGUUUAUUUGGCCUUUGAGAGUGCAUCAUCUCCGAGUCCUGUCUUCAAUAUGCUACUACUCUCUGUCCAGGUGUGGUGGUGAUGGCGGUGGUGGUAGUGACAGUGAAGGCUCUUGUAUAAUCUUUCUUAAAAUUUGUAAGCUUCAGAUGCUGACAAUGUGACACCUGCGACCCCUUACUCUGUUGACCCUUCCCGACUCCUCCGAUUGGCGAUCAUUGGCUUGUAGAUGACCUUGUUUUUACUCUUUAUUUUGUUUGUGUACCUUUUUUUCACAUGGGGGAAGGAGAAAUGGGAAAAAAUUAUUAGUUUGGUAAUUCUAUGGAUCCCUUAUACCUCAUUAUAUUAUUAGUUUUGAGGACUAUAAGAAGUGUUUUAACCUUUUACUUCUAACUCUUAUUAGCAUCUGAAGCAAGGUACUGUAGGCAUUUUAUUGGUUUGGAGUUCAAUCCAGACUCUUCAAUCUUUCUUUCUCCAGUGUAAGUGGGGGUUUUGGGGUUACCACUCAGUAUUGGUGCCGUGCUGAACUCUGCACAAAGGAAGAAAAACAACCACCCAAAUGAACCGAGAAGCUGCGGCAGCGAACGAACAUUAAAGAAUAACGAUUACCCCUCUUUUUGUUACUGAUACUUCUCUGUGGUGCUUCAGGGGUGAGGGGUGGGGGAUGGAGGGGAGGAAAGAACAACCUUCGAGACAUGUGCUAACUCUGCUCCCCACCUUCUUCCCCCUAAUCUGUCCCCUCUCCAGGCUGGGUACAUCACUUUCCCCCCCAGCACCACCUCUCACUUCUCCCCAUCCACACACACACACACACAUACACACUUGUAUGUACGAACACUGCCGCCAAAAGUGCCUCUUAUCCCCUCCCUCCCAAGCGUGUCUGGCCUUCCCGUGUCUGUCUGUCUGUUUGUUUCUGUAUAUUGACUGGCACAUGAACCUGCCACUGAGUUUGCCACACCACACUGAACACCUUGCCUUGAUCCCCCGGCUGCCCAACACAACACAACACAUAAAGGACGAGUCAACAACAAGAUGAAGCAAGUAGAAAGACUCGUCCUUUUGCAUCAUCACUACAACAUCAAACUAAUGGUGACAGUAUUAAGUUGCAAAUACAAAAGAGCAAUCAUGUAGAUGGUACUUGGUUUCAGACGAUCAGUAUUACCUCUCAGCUUAUUUCUGCCUCUUCUGAAGGUGAAAAUAGUUGCUGAUGUUAUGACAGGAUGUGCCUUCCGUAGCUAGAGCUGACUGCAAGAGUAUCCCAUUUUCCCGAGUCAGCAGCAGCAGCAGCAAGGGUGAAGGGCAUUCCCGUGGUGUGGCAGGGCACCGCAGGGCCAUGUGCUGUCUUGGCGUAACCCAGGAAUCUAGUCUGUGACGCUGUGGCCGCCUGUAAGCUGCUUUCUCUGUAAAUACAAAUACGUACUGUCCUUUCCUCCUCUCUCCUGCUAAUAUAAUUUGUCAUAGGGCAUGUGAUGUGUAUAUUACCACUAUAUCCUAUGUUUGCUACACUGCUGUUUUUUUUUCGUUUUUUUUCACCCAUAGAGUAUUGUGUCUUAUGUUGAAGUUUAAUCAAAGUUUUGCCGACGGCUGAGGGACCCUCGCCGGCCUCCUCAGUUGAAUAAACGAUGCGCCUUACUUGUGUAAGCUCCUGUAGGCACACUGCAGUCAUAUUUCUUGCGUCCAUUUCUUGACAAAUCCUCUGUAAUUAUCGCGUUUAUUUAUUGUUACUGGCAACAAUUGAUGGCUAGGAAUCAAAUGACGGGCUAAUUAUUAUUUUUUAAUGUCAAACUACGAAAUCUUGUACUUGUUCCUGUGAGACCAACCAAAUAAACAUUAAUAAAACAAA